AGCGACACUCCAGUAGCAGCAGCAGCAGCAGCAGCAGGUAUGUAUGUCAGAAUCAGAGUGUAGAAAUGAAGACUUUCCUGGGAUUCCUGUUCCUGACUCUCUGCUGGGAUCAGAUCUACUCACAGUACGCCAGUUCCUGCUCCGAUUGUAAUUCUUAUGCCGUUUGUGACGACAGAUCUGGCUUUGUCUAUUGUUCCUGCAAAAGCGGUUAUAUUGGCAAUGGCUUUAACUGCACCCCAAUAACAUCAUGUGGCACGUCACCCUGUUGCCCCCAAGGGUAUUCCUGGGACAUCAAGACAAAGACCUGUGUGGACAUAAAUGAAUGUUCUGACCCAGUGUUGAACAAGUGUUCCCCCCCAAGUACCUGUGCCAACAGGAAUGGCAUCUACCUGUGUGCCAACAACCGCAACUCCCUGUGCCCUACGUCUGUGUGUGGUAUAGAGCAGGACUGUGUAUCUAUUGGAGGGGCACCUCAGUGUGCAGACCCCUGUGAUAACUAUAAGGAGCUCAAUGGAACCAGCAGACUUUCCACCAUCGACUCCAGUGGCAGGUUCCAGACUGACAGAUUCACCUUUGGUUGGACCCGCUAUGUUGGCAAAGUUGGCGUCAGCAUGAAACAGGGGUGUGUGGGUGCACUGAAGUGCGGUUCUGCUGAGCCCUUCACUCUUGGGGGCCAACACCCAGCUUUAGGGGAAGGAGUGAAGAUGGUGCCGCUUCAAGUCAACAGGAAAACAGGGUGCACCCCUGGAGCUUCCAUUCCUGUCAAAGCCUGUCCUGGUGGUUACUAUGUCUACAAGUUUUCCGGCUCUGUGGCCAGUGAAGUCUUCUGUACAGAUCCAACCACAACUCCAACAACUUUAGCUCCAACCACCCUGAUCACAACCACCUCAGCUACAACUACCACAACUGCACCUUCAACUACUUCAGCUUCAACCACCUCAACUGCACCUCUAACUACAACUACAAUAAAAUCAGAAACAUCUACUGCUGCUGCCAAGACCAGUGCACCAUUUUUACAUGAGAUAGAAGGUUCUGGCUCUGAAGACAACAUUGUUGACAUUUUCAGCACAAAUGUUCCAACGGCAAGACCUUCAACCACGGCUAAAGUAUUUUGCACUUUAUCCUCAGAAAUCCCCAACUUUCUUCAGCUCCUGGAGCAAUUGAAUGGCAUCCUGAAGCAAUUCCCUAAGGGGAAGAACAUCACUGGUGAACUCUCCCAGCUUCAUGAGAAGGUCUGCAACAUCCCUAUUGAUUCCACAAGCAGAGUUCUAGACCAGAUUGCUGAGAAAGUGGCAGAUGCAGUUGGCAGUUUGAUUCAUGAAUUAGUGAAUUAGAAGAAAUACAGUUGUCUUCAUUUUUUAUAGUUUUAAGAUUUUUUGCCUUGGUGUUCUGCCUCUUUGCCAUUUUCAAAUGGUGGUCACUGACCCCAGCAACCAAAAAACUAUUGCUCUGUUGCUUAUCUUUCUGUGAAGGCAUUGUCUGAUUUCUAGGGUAGAAUAGAACCUAGCAACUAACUGCUGGCAUUCCAUUAAGGAGAGCUGCUAAACAAAAGCUAAAUAAAAUUUUAAAAAAAACACAAAAAAAUGAGGACGUAUUACAGCUGUCUCCGAAUUCUACUCUCUACAUACAUACAUAUAUAUAUAUAUACAAACAAUUAUUUUGAAGGUGAACUACCCCUUUAAUGGUCAAAGCUAUAUAUUUACCCUACACCGGUCUAAGUAAAGUGUAUUUUAUAUAUGAGAUAAACCUUA
Molecule: messenger RNA, 1751 nt
Organism: Xenopus laevis (African clawed frog)
Lineage: Eukaryota; Metazoa; Chordata; Amphibia; Anura; Pipidae
Exons: 4
Coding region: 66-1334 (422 amino acids)
Source: RefSeq, a predicted model, not a curated record